Molecule: messenger RNA, 1089 nt
Organism: Penicillium mononematosum
Lineage: Eukaryota; Fungi; Ascomycota; Eurotiomycetes; Eurotiales; Aspergillaceae
Product: glycoside hydrolase family 16 protein
Exons: 3
Coding region: 1-1089 (362 amino acids)
Biological process (GO): fungal-type cell wall organization; carbohydrate metabolic process
Cellular component (GO): fungal-type cell wall
Molecular function (GO): hydrolase activity, hydrolyzing O-glycosyl compounds; glycosyltransferase activity
Source: RefSeq, a predicted model, not a curated record
AUGUUUUUCUCUCGCAUUGCCAUUCUGGCAGCCUUGGCUGGCUAUGCCACCGCUCAAACCUCAACCGAGUGUGACCCGACCAAGGAGGACUGUCCUCCCGAUCCCGCUUUGGGCACCGAACACUCAUGGAACUUCAACACGACUUUGGACGAAAAGAUCUGGAAGAUGGCCACCGGAACCUACGAGUACGAAGACGAUGGAGCCAAGUUCACCCUGCAGAAGGAGGGAGAGUCCACUCUCCUACAGUCCAACUUCUAUAUUUUCUUCGGUGUCGUCGAAGCUCACGUCAAGAUGGCCAAGGGCCAAGGUCUAGUCAGCAGUGUGGUCUUGGAGUCCGACGAUCUGGAUGAGAUCGACUGGGAGUGGGUGGGAUACAACACUAGUGAAGUGCAGUCCAACUUCUUUGGCAAGGGUAACGAUACUACCUUCGAUCGCGGCGGCAAGCACUACGUGCCGAACGCAGACACCGAGUUCCACAACUACACCACAUACUGGGACCAGGAUAUACUCGAAUGGUGGAUUGACGGCGAGAAGGUUCGCAACCUCACAUACAACGAUGAGUCCGCCUUGUUUGGCAAGAACUACCCACAGACCCCGUGUCGUUCUCUGGCCCGCUGGCCGGAAAGAUGCCCACAGGGUACUAUCGACUGGGCUGGUGGUCUUGUCGACUGGGAUACCGCCCCUUUCACCAUGACCCUUGGCAAGCUGCGUGUUAAGGAUUUCCACUCGGGCAAGGAGUACAGCUACGGCGACCGUACAGGUUCCUGGCAGAGCAUCGAGAUAUUAGAGGGAAACUCGACCGCACUGAACGAACUGAACAAACCAGAGCCCAAGUCUCUGUCAGAGAAGUGGGAUGAUCUCGGCGAGGGAGCCCACAUCGGAGUGUACAUUGGCGCCGCCGUCGCCGGUGCGCUUGCUAUCGCAGGCUUCCUGUUCUUCUGCCUGCGCCAGCGCCGCAAGGGCCGUCUCGAGAACGCGCUCGGCAACAACCCGGUUCCUCUUAACCGUGCUGAGAUGGAGAACUUCCAGAAAGACUGGAGACAGAGCGAGUGGAAGCAUAACGGUGGUUACCAGCAGGUCAGCAACUAG